This is a messenger RNA of Triticum urartu, 2227 nucleotides long. Its product is annotated as nuclear/nucleolar GTPase 2. Gene Ontology annotation, cellular component: nucleolus. Gene Ontology annotation, molecular function: GTP binding. NCBI's taxonomy places the organism in Eukaryota, Viridiplantae, Streptophyta, Magnoliopsida, Poales, Poaceae. The record is from RefSeq and is a predicted model, not a curated record.
CCCGCUACUAGGCCUCCACUCGACCCCGAUAAAAUCGAUGGAAUCACGCAGUACGAGCCCUUUCCCACUUCCGCAACCCUAUCGCUGCUCCUCUCCUGGCGCCGCUCGACCUCCUCCUUCCUCUCGCUCAGGAUACCAGGAGAAGGCAGGGGUCUAGGGCGGCACUCCGGCGCGGCGGCAGAGGGAAUCAGACCCUCCUCUCCUCAAGCCUAUCCCUCCUCGUCGCCUCCUUCAACCGCCUCCUCUCAUCUCACGGAAACAAACAGGGGAAAACCAACCAGAGAGCUUCCCCCAGUGCGCGAUGGGGAAGAAGAAGGAGCGGUCAGUGAAUGUGUCGGGCAAGCCCCGUCACUCUCUCGACGUCAACCGCCCCAAUGACAAGAAGGGUGCUGGCGGCGGCGGCGGCGCCGCCGGCGGGAGCCGGUCCGCGGCCACGGUGCGGCGGCUCAAGAUGUACAAACUAAGGCCCAUGAGGGACCGCGGUGGGAAGAUCGUCAAGCACGACCUCCAGUCCAAGGAGCUCCCCAACACCCGCAUCGAGCCUGACCGCCGGUGGUUUGGAAAUACACGAGUUAUCAAUCAGAAAGAACUUGAAUAUUUCAGGCAAGAACUCCAGGCACGGCUUACAAAUAACUACAGUGUGUUACUGAAAUCUAAACAGCUGCCACUAUCGCUUCUGCAGGAUCAUCAGAAGCAAGCUCGUGCACAUCUUCUUGACACUGAGCCUUUUGAGCAUGCCUUUGGACCAAAGGGCAAGCGUAAACGACCAAAACUAUCCAGUCUUGAUUAUGAAUCUCUUAUAAAGAAAGCUGAUGAUUCUCAAGAUGCGUUUGAGGAAAAACAUGCUUCAUCAAAGUUGCCGAAGGAUGAAGAGGAAGAUGGCUUAAGGGAUCUAGUCAGGCAUAAUAUGUUUGAGAAGGGACAAAGCAAAAGAAUUUGGGGUGAACUUUAUAAAGUUCUUGACUCUUCAGAUGUUGUUGUGCAGGUGUUGGAUGCCAGGGAUCCAAUGGGCACGAGAUGCUACCAUCUGGAGAAACAUCUGAAGGAGAAUGCCAAGCACAAACACCUGGUAUUCUUACUAAAUAAGUGUGAUCUAAUACCUGCUUGGGCAACAAAAGGGUGGUUGCGUACUCUGUCCAGGGACUAUCCCACCCUAGCAUUCCAUGCGAGCAUCAACAAGUCUUUUGGAAAAGGAUCUCUUCUUUCAGUAUUAAGGCAGUUUGCCCGUUUGAGGAGUGACAAGCAAGCCAUAUCUGUUGGAUUUGUUGGAUAUCCCAACGUUGGGAAGUCCUCAGUUAUCAACACAUUACGCUCCAAGACUGUUUGCAAGGUAGCUCCGAUUCCUGGAGAGACUAAGGUGUGGCAAUACAUCACCAUGACUAAAAGAAUCUUCUUAAUUGAUUGCCCUGGGGUUGUGUACCAAAACAAUGAUACAGAGACUGAUGUAGUUCUUAAGGGUGUGGUACGGGUGACAAAUUUGGAUGAUGCUUCUGAGCACAUUGGGGAAGUUCUAAGGCGUGUAAAGAAGGAGCAUCUACAAAGAGCUUACAAAAUACAAGACUGGGCUGAUGAUAAUGAUUUUCUCGUCCAGCUGAGCAAGAUGAGUGGAAAGCUACUCAAGGGUGGGGAACCUGAUCUGACAACAGCAGCCAAGAUGGUACUUCAUGACUGGCAGAGGGGCAAGAUACCCUUUUUUGUGCCUCCGCCACAGCAGAAUGAAGAUGGUCCUUGUAAGAUUACUGAACCUGUGGAGGGAUCUGGUGAGGAAGUGGUCAGCAGUGACCGGGCUGCUGCUGCCAUGAAAGCCAUUGCGGGAAUUAUCUCUUCGCAGCAAACGAUGAAUGUCCCCUGCCAGAAGGAACUUGGCAGAAAUGGCGAAGACAGUGAACUCCCGGAGCAAUCAGACCUUUUGGUAAAAGACUGAAAGGCUAGCAAUCCUGCAUGAGAAGAUCCCUGGUAUUUUUGCCCGCGAACAUCUUCACGAGUGCCACCGAAGUUAUUCACUGUUUGCCAUGAAGUACACAGUUACGCAGGGGGGACAAUCCUUUGAUAUGUAUCGUUCAUGUUAUCUGUAGCUUUCUGAUGGAUUAGGUAGAGCGUUGUUGGCAUCUACAUCAAAACUUGUCUUUUGUUCACCUCAAGUUCUAGUUAGAUUUCACACCCUGUUUUAUACAUAGAUAAAUACCAUUUGGUUCAAAAUGCAACUUCUGCAAUUAUGCCUUUCUAA